Lasiodiplodia theobromae is the source of this 3150-nucleotide messenger RNA. Its product is annotated as P-loop containing nucleoside triphosphate hydrolase. The transcript has a single exon. Lineage: Eukaryota; Fungi; Ascomycota; Dothideomycetes; Botryosphaeriales; Botryosphaeriaceae. Bases 1 to 3150 code for a protein of 1049 amino acids. The record is from RefSeq and is a predicted model, not a curated record.
AUGGCUGACCCGCUUACUGCCCUCGGCCUCGCUUCCAACGUCGUCCAGUUCAUCAACUUUGCCAACGCUCUGAUCGACACGCCUGACGAAUCCUACCGCAAAGACCCGCUGAUUACAUACUCCGUGCUGGACACCGUCACCAAGAGUCUCGUGCGUCUCAACGAUGGAAUCAAAUUCACUGUCACUCGCUACCGCGAAAAGGAGGAGGUGGAAAGUAGACACCAGCGGGUGAAGCAGCGAUUGAAGCAUUCAAAGCCCGCAGACAAGCCCGUCGAGACGCCCGAGGAUCAACGGGAGCGGCUGCACCAAGAGAAUUUGAUCGAGAUCGAGGAGCAUCUCUCCAAUUUGUCCAGCGAUUGCAAUAGUCGUGCCCAGGAGCUUCUGGGCGCACUGUCCGAUUUGAAGUCCAAGUCCAAAGACACGGGGACAACAUGGCCGACAUUUCGCCAUGCUCUACUCACCAUCUGGAACGACGAGGAUGUAAAUGCACACACCAAAAACCUCAAGCAAUCCCAGGAUAUGCUAGGGCAGAUCAUGCUGGGCUCACUGCGGGAGUUUGUGCACUUUCACAACAUCACCUACCAGAAGCUCCUCGACGACCUUGUUGCUCGCAUAGAGAAGGACGAGUUGCGUAUUAAGGAACGCAUCGAUGAACUCAGCAAGGACCAGAGCGGCCAGCUUCAGGACCCAGCAAAGCUGGACUCGUUGAAGAAGCAACAGGACGAGAUGUCAGAAAAGCAUCACUUCCAGAGGGAGGUUCUCGAGAUCUUCGUCCGGACUGAAAGCAAGCAAGACCCCACUUCUUUCUCAUCCUUGCUUGCAGAAACUGCAGGAAAGCAGAGAGACGAGAUUUUUGAGAGACAAAUUGUGCAAACGCUGAGAUUUCACGAUAUGAGAAGCCGAUAUCGAGAAAUCUCCAAAGCGCACAAGGAGACUUUCGAAUGGGUGUUUGUGGGAACUGAUCAUGUCAAAAACACAAACGGUGUCGAUCGUGGUCAGACAGAAUUCUCUGCACCACUCAGAGCCAAGCCUCUUGCGCAACAUGAUUCGCACAUGGCAUCAGCAAAGGAAUCUGUGGACCAAGGCCUAACCACCACGGACGGCGGGAAUCCGAAGAGAGGCUGGUGGAGCACCCUCCUUCACCGGAGGUUCUCGGACAAAAACGACCGGUCUCCGGAUUGGGACAAUUACCGGAAUUGGCUCGAAGGAAACGACCCCCUCUAUUGGAUUAAGGGAAAGCCCGGGGCUGGUAAAUCCACACUAAUGAAGCUUCUCCAUGAUGACGAACGUCUGAAAAGUUAUCUUCAGACGUGGCGUGGCGACUCGGAGUUGGUCAUCAUGGGGUUCUUCUUCUGGAAUUCCGGAGAAAUCAUGCAGAUGUCCAAGGAAGGCCUGUUGCGCGCGCUGCUAUACCAGGCUGUUGAGGAGCGUCAUGCUCUCAUACCCACACUUUUUCCAACCAGGUGGGCAUAUAGCACUUUAUUCGGUCCUGAUCACCGCCAGUGGACCGUGCCAGAGCUGGAAAACGCUUUCAAAAUCCUGGUAUCGGACGAAUCCAGAAAGUAUUUCAUCAUGAUCGACGGCCUGGAUGAAUACGAUGGAGACCCUGGAACUCUGGUUGAAUUCCUGUUGGAAUGCUGCAAGAACGGUUCGCACGUCAAGAUGUGCGCUUCGAGCCGGCCGUUGGACGUAUUCGAAACGGCGUUUCGAGGCCAACCCUCACUCUCGUUGGAGCGACUGACAGAAACCGACAUUGAAAUGUACGCCAAGGAACAGCUCUCAGGAAACAAGUUGUUCCACAGGCUGCAGAUCAAGGAGCCGGCUAAGAUUGAUCAACUCAUCCACUCAAUUGCUGAAAAGGCAAACGGCAGCUUUUUGUGGGUUCAAAUCGUCACGGCAUCUUUGUUUGAGAGUCUCCAGGAGAGCGACGACGCCAAUCAGUUGCAAGAGCGUCUUCAAAAAUACCCACCAGGACUAGAUGAGCUGUUUGACAUGACUUGGUCCCGGAUCAAGGAAGAAAGCUUUGAGCAAUCCUCUCGAAUAUUUCGGUUGAUCCAAACAGCUGAAGCUCCAAUGUCUCUGCUAUCCAUACACUAUGCCAAUGAGGGACCCGACAAAGCCUUGGAAGACGACUUCAGACCCUUGACACCCGCGGAACUGGACGCCAUAGCUGGUCAAACGCGGCAGAAGUUGCAUGGCCUUUGUGGCAACAUGCUGGAUGCGCCAUCUUUUGACCAAAACGGUGCUUGGUCCACUGUUCAGUACAUACACCGGUCCGUGAAGGACUUCCUUGAGAGUAAGGCUACACGGGAGUCUAUUCGAUGCGGCUCGGCAGAAUCGGAGUACGAAAUCAAGCUAGCGCUCUGUACUGGAUACCUCCGCAGCCUAAAGAAGACCCCUCCGUCGCUGGCACCACCUUUUGAGGGAUUUCAGCACCUCGCCACACAGUGUCUCAAUUUCUCUAAGGCCGUCGAAGCAGAGGACAUGAAGGAAAACCUCGCCAUUCUCACUCAACUUGACCGAGCUGCUGCCAACCUCGUUGGUCCGAAGAACCCACAGCACGAACAGUGGCGCAAACGUAUUCAAUCCUGCGUUCCACUCGUCUGCGCCCCGCAUUGGACCAAUGCCUGCCCGCAGCGCACUGGUUCCUCAACCUUCUUUGACUUUGCCUUCCUGGCCGGCUUCUACUCGUACGUUGAGAAUGCGCUGCGCGAGGGAGAGCGCGGCGAGGCAAAUAAUUUGCUCGCUAUGGCCGUGAAGGAUGAUCGCAUCGAUACUAAGUUCGUUAGCUUGCUACUCGAUCACGAUGCCGACCCGAAUUCAACCAGUGGCGGGACCAGCUUCAAGACACCCUGGUACCUCCUGCUCUCCAAUAUGUCAACUGGCAUCGAAGAGCAGUCUAACCUCAACGACGAGGAGCGCAUCCGACUCGGCCGCCUGGCGCAGCUCUUUCUGGCGCAUAGAGCGGACCCGUUUGUCACAGUGCGAGGCAGGUCUGCAGAGGAGAUUUUAGAGAAGGUAGUCGGAAAGGCAAGCCAAGCGCUUGCGGAGAAGAUUGUGACCGCUUUGGAGCAGUCGCGACGGGACAACCCGCAGAUGAAGCCAAAGAAGAGUAAGAUCCAGAAGUUGAAGCUGUUUUUGCGGUCUUGA